AUGAGUUUCCACGAGUCAGCAAGCAGUAUUGAACUUGAGGAUGACCAUAUCCUCAAGGCUACUUUGCGGAAUGAAAACGGUGACCAGGAAGAGGUUACGCUUGAUCUGAAUGGCAUGAUCGGUAAUAACGAUGGCGAUUUCUGUUGGGGCGGAGAGAACUUCAAAGAAAGUGCCAAUGAGAUAUAUCUCUCUAUUGAAGGAGAUGGUAUUCCUGUGCUACGAGCCAAGUUGCUCAACAUUGAGGGGGAGGAUAUGGAUGCAGAUAUCAACUUGGCGGAGCGGAUUUCGAAUGAUAAUGGGGAGCUUGUGUUUGUCGAUUGA
Messenger RNA from Penicillium odoratum, 321 nucleotides. Its product is annotated as CVNH domain-containing protein. The record is from RefSeq and is a predicted model, not a curated record. The transcript is spliced from 2 exons. Lineage: Eukaryota; Fungi; Ascomycota; Eurotiomycetes; Eurotiales; Aspergillaceae. Bases 1 to 321 code for a protein of 106 amino acids.